Molecule: messenger RNA, 1494 nt
Organism: Carcharodon carcharias (great white shark)
Lineage: Eukaryota; Metazoa; Chordata; Chondrichthyes; Lamniformes; Lamnidae
Product: cold shock domain-containing protein C2-like
Exons: 4
Coding region: 129-581 (150 amino acids)
Biological process (GO): regulation of mRNA stability
Cellular component (GO): cytoplasm
Molecular function (GO): mRNA 3'-UTR binding
Source: RefSeq, a predicted model, not a curated record
AGAAAAUUAACGUUAAGGAAAAUAGCAGAUAGCCAGACAACUGCGGAACAAUACAGGCUCCCAAAUAAGGACCAGACGACAGUCACUGAGAUUUCUGUUUGAGAACACAGGAAUCCUCACAAAGCGCCAUGUCAUCCGAGCAGGGGGAGACUUCACCCUCACAGGCACCUGAUUCACCGGUGUCCCCGCCGUUAUCAUACUUCCGCGAUAGCAUUAAAACCUGGGAGCGGAACAACUCUCUCCUUGUGGAUCUGCCCAGCCCCCUCCCCACCAAACGUACCCGCACCUACUCUGCCUCAGCCCGGGCAACACUUGGACCUUUGUCGAAGGGAAGAUGCAAGUGUUUCUCCAGGUCACAGGGCCAUGGGUUCAUUACGCCCAUGGAUGGGAAAGAGGACAUCUUUGUACACAUCUCCGACAUUGAAGGAGAGUAUGUGCCAGUGGAAGGAGAUGAAGUCACGUACAAGGUCUGUGCCGUCCCACCCAAGAAUCUGAAGUACCAAGCAGUCGAGGUGGUCAUCACUCACCUGGCCCCAGGAACCAAACACGAGACCUGGUCUGGGCAGAUUGUCAACUCCUGAGGGAGGCCAGGCCUGAGGGGUUGGGCCUAGAGCCCAACAGGUGGGCCCCAUUGACAGCAAAACAUAACAACAAUAAUUGUGGGGAAGAAUAUGUGAUUUGUGAGCUGUGUAUUGUUAUAGACUUUAAAGGGUAUGGAUUUGAAAAAGAAUCAUAUACGAAACAAAACUGAGUUCCUACAGGGUGGGGAAGGGGGAGUGAUUUUGGCUGCCCUUUUUUAUUUUCACUACAGUUCCCUUGUCUCACUGCCUAUGAAAUAUUCUUGCUUAAUUUCAGCUUUUGGGCCAGAUCAUUCAGUUGAAUUCACCUGAAGGCAAACCCAUUAUAUUUGGGCAGAGUCCAUUUCCUUUACUUCCCAAUGGCAGAGUGGACUCAAUUUAAAUUUAAGAUGAAUUUGUCACAGUCCAGCUACAUUGGAUAGGAGGAGCCCCUUGAGCCUUCUCCGCUCCAUUCACUAAGACCAUGGUUUAUCUAUAUCUUAACUCUGUCUACCCGCCUUGGCUCCGUAAACCUUAAUACCCUUGCCGAACGAAAAUCUAGCAAUCUCAGUUUUGUCAUUUUCAAUUGACCCCCCAGUCUCAACAGCUUUUUGGGAAGAGAGUUCCAGAUUUCCAUUACGAACAUACGAACACACAAAUUAAAAGCGAGAGUAGGUCUUUUGGCCCCACAAGCCUUCUCUGUCAUUUGAUAAGAUCAUGGCUGAUCAGAUUGUGGGGUCAACUCCACUUUCCUGUUCACCUCCCUUUUACUCCCUUGUCAAUCAAGAAUCUGUCUAACUCACCCUUAAAAAUAUGCAUUGACUCAGCCUCCACUGCUCUCUGGGGGAGGAGAUUUCCACAGACCAACGACCCCCUGAGAGAAAAGAGUUCUCCUCAUCUCCAUCUUAAAUGGGAAACCCCCCCUUUAUUUUUAAAC